AUGACCAGGGCUCCUUCUCCUCCUCAUCUGCUGCUCUCAUCACCUCCUCAUCUGCUGCUCUCCUCAUCACCUCCUCUGCUGCUCUUAUCACCUCCUCAUCUGCUGCUCUCCUCAUCACCUCCUCAUCUGCUGCUCUUAUCACCUCCUCAUCUGCUGCUCUCAUCACCUCCUCUGCUGCUCUCAUCACCUCAUCUGCUGCUCUCAUCACCUCAUCUGCUGCUCUCAUCACCUCCUCAUCUGCUGCUCUCAUCACCUCCUCAUCUGCUGCUCUCCUCAUCACCUCCUCUGCUGCUCUUAUCACCUCCUCAUAUGCUGCUCUCCUCAUCACCUCCUCAUCUGCUGCUCUUAUCACCUCCUCAUCUGCUGCUCUCAUCACCUCAUCUGCUGCUCUCAUCACCUCCUCAUCUGCUGCUCUCAUCACCUCCUCAUCUGCUGCUCUCCUCAUCACCUCCUCUGCUGCUCUUAUCACCUCCUCAUCUGCUGCUCUCCUCAUCACCUCCUCAUCUGCUGCUCUCAUCAUCUCCUCAUCUGCUGCUCUUAUCACCUCCUCAUCUGCUGCUCUCAUCACCUCCUCAUCUGCUGCUCUCAUCACCUCAUCUGCUGCUCUCAUCACCUCCUCAUCUGCUGCGCUCUUCACCUCCUCAUCUGCUGCUCUCAUCACCUCCUCAUCUGCUGCUCUUAUCACCUCCUCAUCUGCUGCUCUCAUCACCUCAUCUGCUGCUCUCAUCACCUCCUCAUCUGCUGCGCUCUUCACCUCCUCAUCUGCUGCUCUCAUCACCUCCUCAUCUGCUGCUCUCAUCACCUCAUCUGCUGCUCUCAUCACCUCCUCAUCUGCUGCUCUCUUCUCCUCCUCAUCUGCUGCUCUCAUCACCUCCUCAUCUGCUGCUCUCAUCACCUCAUCUGCUGCUCUCAUCACCUCCUCAUCUGCUGCUCUCAUCACCUCCUCAUCUGCUGCUCUCAUCACCUCCUCAUCUGCUGCUCUCAUCACCUCCUCCUCUGCUGCUCUUAUCACCGCCUCAUCUGCUGCUCUCCUCAUCACCUCCUCAUCUGCUGCUCUCAUCACCUCCUCAUCUGCUGCUCUUAUCACCUCCUCAUCUGCUGCUCUCAUCACCUCAUCUGCUGCUCUCAUCACCUCCUCAUCUGCUGCGCUCUUCACCUCCUCAUCUGCUGCUCUCAUCACCUCCUCAUCUGCUGCUCUCAUCACCUCAUCUGCUGCUCUCACCACCUCCUCAUCUGCUGCUCUCAUCACCUCCUCAUCUGCUGCUCUCAUCACCUCAUCUGCUGCUCUCAUCACCUCCUCAUCUGCUGCGCUCUUCACCUCCUCAUCUGCUGCUCUCAUCACCUCCUCAUCUGCUGCUCUCAUCACCUCCUCAUCUGCUGCUCUCUUCUCCUCCUCAUCUGCUGCUCUCAUCACCUCCUCAUCUGCUGCUCUCCUCAUCACCUCCUCAUCUGCUGCUCUCAUCACCUCCUCAUCUCUGCUGCUCUCUCAUCUCUCCUCACCUCAUCUGCUGCUCUCAUCACCUCCUCAUCUGCUGCUCUCAUCACCUCCUCUGCUGCUCUCUCACCUCCUCAUCUGCUGCUCUCUCACCUCAUCUGCUGCUCCAUCACUCCUCACUCUGCCUCACUCCUCAUCUGCUGCUCUCUCACCUCCUCAUCCUGCUCUCUCACCUCAUCUGCUGCUCUCUCACUCUCAUCUGCUGCUCUCUUCUCUCCUCAUCUGCUGCUCUCAUCACCUCCUCUGCUCUUAUCACCUCCUCUGCUGCUCUCAUCACUCAUCUGCUGCUCUUAUCCUCAUCUGCUGCUCUCAUCACCUCACUGCUGCUCAUCCUCCUCAUCUGCUGCUCUCAUCACCUCCUCAUCUGCUGCUGCUCCUCAUCACCUCCUCUGCUGCUCUUAUCACCUCUCCUCUGCUGCUCUCCUCAUCCCUCCUCAUCUGCUGCUCUUAUCACCUCCAUCUGCUGCUCUCAUCACCUCCUCUCUGCUCUCUCACCUCAUCUGCUGCUCUCAUCACCUCCUCAUCUGCUGCGCUCUUCACCUCCUCAUCUGCUGCUCUCAUCACCUCCUCAUCUGCUGCUCUUAUCACCUCCUCAUCUGCUGCUCUCAUCACCUCCUGCUGCUCUCAUCACCUCAUCUGCUGCUCUCAUCACCUCCUCAUCUGCUGCGCUCUUCACCUCCUCAUCUGCUGCUCUCAUCACCUCCUCAUCUGCUGCUCUCAUCACCUCAUCUGCUGCUCUCAUCACCUCCUCAUCUGCUGCUUUCUUCUCCUCCUCAUCUGCUGCUCUCAUCACCUCCUCAUCUGCUGCUCUCCUCAUCACCUCCUCAUCUGCUGCUCUCAUCACCUCCUCCUCUGCUGCUCUUAUCACCGCCUCAUCUGCUGCUCUCCUCAUCACCUCCUCAUCUGCUGCUCUCAUCACCUCCUCAUCUGCUGCUCUUAUCACCUCCUCAUCUGCUGCUCUCAUCACCUCAUCUGCUGCUCUCAUCACCUCCUCAUCUGCUGCGCUCUUCACCUCCUCAUCUGCUGCUCUCAUCACCUCCUCAUCUGCUGCUCCCAUCACCUCAUCUGCUGCUCUCACCACCUCCUCAUCUGCUGCUCUCAUCACCUCCUCAUCUGCUGCUCUCAUCACCUCCUCAUCUGCUGCUCUCAUCACCUCCUCAUCUGCUGCGCUCUUCACCUCCUCAUCUGCUGCUCUCAUCACCUCCUCAUCUGCUGCUCUCAUCACCUCAUCUGCUGCUCUCAUCACCUCCUCAUCUGCUGCUCUCUUCUCCUCCUCAUCUGCUGCUCUCAUCACCUCCUCAUCUGCUGCUCUCCUCAUCACCUCCUCAUCUGCUGCUCUCAUCACCUCCUCAUCUGCUGCUCUCAUCACCUCCUCAUCUGCUGCUCUCCUCAUCUGCUGCUCUCAUCACCUCCUCAUCUGCUGCUCUUAUCACCUCCUCAUCUGCUGCUCUCAUCACCUCCUCUGCUGCUCUCAUCACCUCCUCUCAUCUGCUGCUCUCAUCACCUCAUCUGCUGCUCUCAUCACCUCCUCAUCUGCUGCGCUCUUCACCUCCUCAUCUGCUGCUCUCAUCACCUCCUCAUCUGCUGCUCUCAUCACCUCAUCUGCUGCUCUCAUCACCUCCUCAUCUGCUGCUCUCUUCUCCUCCUCAUCUGCUGCUCUCAUCACCUCCUCAUCUGCUGCUCUCCUCAUCACCUCCUCAUCUGCUGCUCUCAUCACCUCCUCAUCUGCUGCUCUCAUCACCUCCUCAUCUGCUGCUCUCGUCACCUCAUCUGCUGCUCUUAUCACCUCCUCAUCUGCUGCUCUCAUCACCUCCUCUGCUGCUCUCAUCACCUCAUCUGCUGCUCUCAUCACCUCCUCAUCUGCUGCUCUCAUCACCUCCUCAUCUGCUGCUCUCAUCACCUCCUCAUCUGCUGCUCUCAUCACCUCCUCUGCUGCUCUCCUCAUCACCUCCUCAUCUGCUGCUCUCAUCACCUCCUCAUCUGCUGCGCUCUUCACCUCCUCAUCUGCUGCUCUCAUCACCUCCUCAUCUGCUGCUCUCAUCACCUCCUCAUCUGCUGCGCUCUUCACCUCCUCAUCUGCUGCUCUCAUCACCUCCUCAUCUGCUGCUCUCAUCACCUCCUCAUCUGCUGCUCUCAUCACCUCCUCAUCUGCUGCGCUCUUCACCUCCUCAUCUGCUGCUCUCAUCACCUCCUCAUCUGCUGCUCUCAUCACCUCCUCAUCUGCUGCUCUCAUCACCUCCUCAUCUGCUGCUCUUAUCACCUCCUCAUCUGCUGCUCUCAUCACCUCCUCAUCUGCGGCUCUCAUCACCUCCUCAUCUGCGGCUCUCAUCACCUCCUCAUCUGCUGCUCUUAUCACCUCCUCUGCUGCUCUCAUCACCUCAUCUGCUGCUCUCAUCACCUCCUCAUCUGUUGCUCUCAUCACCUCCUCUGCUGCUCUCAUCACCUCAUCUGCUGCUCUCAUCACCUCCUCAUCUGCUGCUCUCAUCACCUCCUCAUCUGCUGCUCUUAUCACCUCUUCAUCUGCUGCUCUCAUCACUUCCUCUGCUGCUCUCAUCACCUCCUCAUCUGCAGCGCUCUUCACCUCCUCAUCUGCUGCUCUCAUCACCUCCUCAUCUGCUGCUCUCAUCACCUCCUCAUCUGCUGCUCUCAUCACCUCAUCUGCUGCUCUCAUCACCUCCUCAUCUGCUGCUCUCAUCACCUCCUCAUCUGCUGCUCUCCUCAUCACCUCCUCUGCUCCUCUCAUCACCUCCUCUGCUGCUCUCAUCACCUCCUCUGCUGCUCUCAUCACCUCCUCAUCUGCUGCUCUCAUCACCUCCUCAUCUGCUGCUCUCAUCACCUCCUCUGCUGCUCUGCUCAUCACCUCCUCAUCUGCUGCUCUCAUCACCUCCUCAUCUGCUGCGCUCUUCACCUCCUCAUCUCUGCUGCUCUCAUCACCUCCUCAUCUGCUGCUCUCAUCACCUCCUCAUCUGCUGCGCUCUUCACCUCCUCAUCUGCUGCUCUCAUCACCUCCUCAUCUGCUGCUCUCAUCACCUCCUCAUCUGCUGCUCUCAUCACCUCCUCAUCUGCUGCGCUCUUCACCUCCUCAUCUGCUGCUCUCAUCACCUCCUCAUCUGCUGCUCUCAUCACCUCCUCAUCUGCUGCUCUCAUCACCUCCUCAUCUGCUGCUCUUAUCACCUCCUCAUCUGCUGCUCUCAUCACCUCCUCAUCUGCGGCUCUCAUCACCUCCUCAUCUGCGGCUCUCAUCACCUCCUCAUCUGCUGCUCUUAUCACCUCCUCUGCUGCUCUCAUCACCUCAUCUGCUGCUCUCAUCACCUCCUCAUCUGUUGCUCUCAUCACCUCCUCUGCUGCUCUCAUCACCUCAUCUGCUGCUCUCAUCACCUCCUCAUCUGCUGCUCUCAUCACCUCCUCAUCUGCUGCUCUUAUCACCUCUUCAUCUGCUGCUCUCAUCACUUCCUCUGCUGCUCUCAUCACCUCCUCAUCUGCAGCGCUCUUCACCUCCUCAUCUGCUGCUCUCAUCACCUCCUCAUCUGCUGCUCUCAUCACCUCCUCAUCUGCUGCUCUCAUCACCUCAUCUGCUGCUCUCAUCACCUCCUCAUCUGCUGCUCUCAUCACCUCCUCAUCUGCUGCUCUCCUCAUCACCUCCUCUGCUCCUCUCAUCACCUCCUCUGCUGCUCUCAUCACCUCCUCUGCUGCUCUCAUCACCUCCUCUGCUGCUCUCAUCACCUCCUCUGCUGCUCUCCUCAUCACCUCCUCUGCUGCUCUCCUCAUCACCUCCUCUGCUGCUCUCUUCACCUCCUCAUCUGCUGCUCUCUUCAUCACCUCCUCUGCUGCUCUCUUCACCUCCUCAUCUGCUGCUCUCUUCACCUCCUCAUCUGCUGCUCUCUUCACCUCAUCUGCUGCUCUCAUCACCUCAUCUGCUGCUCUCAUCACCUCCUCAUCUGCUGCUCUCAUCACCUCCUCAUCUGCUGCUCUCAUCACCUCAUCUGCUGCGCUCUUCACCUCCUCAUCUGCUGCUCUCUUCACCUCCUCAUCUGCUGCUCUCAUCACCUCCUCAUCUGCUGCUCUCAUCACCUCAUCUGCUGCUCUCAUCACCUCCUCACCUGCUGCUCUCAUCACCUCCUCAUCUGCUGCUCUCAUCACCUCCUCAUCUGCUGCUCUUAUCACCUCCUCAUCUGCUGCUCUCAUCACCUCAUCUGCUGCUCUCCUCAUCACCUCAUCUGCUGCUCUCCUCAUCACCUCAUCUGCUGCGCUCUUCACCUCCUCAUCUGCUGCUCUCCUCAUCACCUCAUCUGCUGCUCUCAUCACCUCAUCUGCUGCUCUCAUCACCUCCUCUGCUGCUCUCCUCAUCACCUCCUCUGCUCCUCUCAUCACCUCCUCUGCUGCUCUCAUUACCUCCUCUGCUGCUCUCAUCACCUCCUCUGCUGCUCUCAUCACCUCCUCUGCUGCUCUCCUCAUCACCUCCUCUGCUGCUCUCCUCAUCACCUCUGCUGCUCUCUUCACCUCCUCAUCUGCUGCUCUCUUCAUCACCUCCUCUGCUGCUCUCUUCACCUCCUCAUCUGCUGCUCUCUUCACCUCAUCUGCUGCUCUCUUCACCUCCUCAUCUGCUGCUCUCCUCAUCACCUCCUCUGCUGCUCUCUUCAUCACCUCCUCUGCUGCUCUCAUCACCUCCUCUGCUGCUCUCAUCACCUCCUCUGCUGCUCUCAUCACCUCCUCAUCUGCUGCUCUCAUCACCUCCUCUGCUGCUCUCCUCAUCACCUCCUCUGCUGCUCUCAUCAUCACCUCCUCUGCUGCUCUCUUCACCUCCUCAUCUGCUGCUCUCUUCACCUCAUCUGCUGCUCUCUUCACCUCAUCUGCUGCUCUCUUCACCUCCUCAUCUGCUGCUCUCUUCACCUCCUCAUCUGCUGCUCUCCUCAUCACCUCCUCUGCUGCUCUCUUCACCUCCUCAUCUGCUGCUCUCCUCCUCUGGACGUGAAGGAGACCAGUGA
This is a messenger RNA of Knipowitschia caucasica, 6480 nucleotides long. Lineage: Eukaryota; Metazoa; Chordata; Actinopteri; Gobiiformes; Gobiidae. The record is from the annotation of a GenBank genome assembly.